Messenger RNA from Synchiropus splendidus (mandarinfish), 1515 nucleotides. Its product is annotated as carboxylesterase notum2-like. The coding region runs from base 1 to 1515 and encodes 504 amino acids. NCBI's taxonomy places the organism in Eukaryota, Metazoa, Chordata, Actinopteri, Syngnathiformes, Callionymidae. The transcript is spliced from 11 exons. The record is from RefSeq and is a predicted model, not a curated record. Gene Ontology annotation, molecular function: hydrolase activity.
AUGAAGCUUCUUGGCCAAAUGGUUUUCCUGCUGCUGCUCGGGGGAGUCUUCUGCCAGAACCAACGUAAUGGUAAAAGCAGCGGAAAGUCCAGCAGGAAGUCUCCUGGGAACCAAGGAGGAGCAGCUGCCCAGGCUCCCACUGAAGUAGGCUCUCAGAGGAACACGGGAAACGUGGCGAAAACCAGAGGCGGCAGCCUGGUAGAUACAGGACGAGGAGAUGCAGCUGGAACAUCUCGAAGGCAAACGGAUGAUAUGAAGCUCCACUUCCUCAGGAAUACAAAGGUCACAUGCAAUGAUGGGACAGCGGCUGGGUUUUACCUGAAGGAAGUGAAAGGGAGCCGCCGGUGGCUGUUGUUUUUGGAGGGUGGCUGGUGCUGCUACAGCCAAGACACCUGUGCUUCCAGAUUCCAAAAUAUCCCUCGCCUGAUGAGCUCAUCGGGAUGGCCACAAACAAAAAAAGGUACUGGAAUACUGUCAUCCAACGUUGAAGAGAACCCGCACUGGCAUAACGCAAACAUUGUAUUCAUCCCGUACUGCUCCAGUGAUGUGUGGAGCGGCACUGGUCCAGGACCCGCCUCUCCUCUGAGACAACGGCAAGCAAAAGAUAAAGAGAGGAGCACAAACGCAACUGACUACGUAUUCAUGGGAUCCUUCAUCAUUCGAGAGGUGGUCAAGGAUCUCAUUCCGAAGGGAAUUAAACAGGCCAAGGUGGUCAUGCUGGCCGGCACAAGUGCUGGUGGUACUGGUGUUUUGUUGAACAUUGAGAAAGUCGCCUAUCAGUUGGCCCAGCUUGGCGCCGAGGCUCAGGUCCGAGGUCUGGUGGACUCUGGCUGGUUUCUUGAAAGUAAACAAGAGAGGCCACCCAACUGUCCGGAGACGAUUUCGUGCUCUCCUGAAGAUGCUAUCAAGAUGGGACUGAGGUUGUGGAACGGCGUUGUUCCUGACAGAUGUCGGCAGCUUUAUAAGAGAGGAGAGGAGUGGCAGUGCUUCUUUGGACACAAGCUGUACUCCUCUCUGACCACUCCAUUGUUUGUUGUGCAUUGGCUUUUUGAUGAGGAGCAGCUCCGAAUGGAGAACAUAUAUGUGGGUGGACAGACUCUGUCUGAUGCGCAGUGGCAGUUCAUUCAGAACCUUGGCACUGAGCUCAAGAACUCCCUCACAGAUGUCACUGCCGUGUUUGCGCCAUCUUGCCUCUCGCACGUGCUGAUCACCAAGAGUAACUGGAUGAGCUUCCAAGUAAAAGGUACAUCUCUUCCCCGCGCUUUGCAAUGCUGGGACAGAAGUCUGGAGGCGACCCGCAACAACAAAACCCCUGCCAAAGGCUGCCCGUUCCACUUGGUUGACACAUGCCAGUGGCCUCAGUGCAACCCCACCUGCCCAGCUUUGGUUGACCAGGCCACCGGGCAGGAGCUCACCCUGCUCCAGAUGCUGGCAGCCAUGGGCCUCGACCUGCAAAGACUGGGUCUGGAGGAUCCGCACAGCGAGGCAGUCACUGUGGUCAGCAAUGGUGGCUAA